GUACAAGAUGCGUGGAUGUUUUGUCAGCGGGGUUGGAAAACGAGUUGUCAGUGGGUGGUCCCGCGUCUUUUGCGGGACUUGUGUUGUCGGAUCCUUACUCAGCUCUGUGAUUUUGCAAUCGAAACCUUUUCGCAGCUCAGGGGUGAGACGGUGCGCUGCCCCGAGGCUCUGUUACCGCCGUCUUUCCUCACCCUGUCACAAACCCAUGUGUCAUUAAACGUACGGGUUGCUAUUCGCAGGACUCUGGGAGUGGUCUUUCAGAGCGAGAACUUCAACUAUAACCGCUACAACGCAAACUACAUGGACCCCUGGUCGUACAUGGAUAACCCAAUGCCCGAGGAGAACCUGGCCAAACCCAGGCUCCACCCGGGAGACGACCUGGCGGCCAUUACCAUGCUUUAUGAACAGUGCAAGAGCCAGAAGGAGCAGAAAGUUCCUGCCUGCAGCCGAAACAGUAGCAUCUUCAAACCAACAGAGAGGACUCCCAGCAAUGAUCUCGUCUCAUUGGAGACGUCGGCCAAUGUCAUGAAGAUCCUUUCCGAGAGCGUUCCCGCCAGCUACUCCCUUGAGGUCUUAGGAUCCAAGCAGAACCCCUCGCUGCCCGUCACCCUGCCCCCCAACGCCGACACCUACGCCACCCUGACCAGCGUGGCGGCGGACAGCGACAAGCAGGACCUCAAUAACAUUUUCGACUCUCUGCUUCAGAAGUGGCCGGAGAGCAGCGCGUUCCCCGACCACAGCGCCGAGACUCUGACCUACAACGAUCCCUUCCCCGAGGACCACUCCAGUCCCGUCUACUCGGGCUCCUACUCUGGCUCCCCGCCGGAGACAUACAGGAGCGAGUUCCAAUUUUCCUUGGGCGCUCCCUCAGCCUCCCCUUACAAAUCCAGCGAGUUACCCAUGGUCUACCUAAAUAAGGGGCAAUUCUAUCCCAUCACUCUGCAGGGAGUGGACAGCAGCGCCUGCAUGACUGCUACCAAAGUCAAGACGGUGGUGAUGGCCGUGUUCGAGAAUGACAAGACGCCCGAGAUGCAGCUUCGCUUUUGGAACCACUGGCACGCACGCCAGCCGACUGUCAAGCAGAGGGUGAUUGACAUCGCGGACUACAAAGAAGUAUUCACCGGCAUUAGCAACAUCGAGGAGGUCGCCUUCAAUGCCCUCUCCUUCAUUUGGAACCCCCAUGAAGAAGCCAAGGUGUUUAUCGGCAUCAACUCGCUAAGCACCGACUUUUCAUCGCAGAAGGGUGUGAAAGGCCUGCCUCUCAACCUGCAGAUCGACACGUAUGACUUCAGCUCGGGGAACAAUCAGCUCAUACACAGAGCCGCCUGCCAAGUCAAGAUUUUCUGCGAUAAGGGGGCUGAGAGGAAGAUGCGUGACGAGGAGAGAAAGAGGACCAAGAGGAGGGGCAAGACGAACAAUGACGCCAGUGCCAAGUCUUUAGUGAGCAGCUCCAUGGGCAGCGACUGUACCUUCUUCCAGACUGUGGAUGACCACAUUACCCAGCCAGUCCUCUUUAUCCCAGAAGCACAUCUGUCCAGCUUACAGCGCAUAACCACGCCCAUGGAAGAGAACGAAAGAAACUCUCUGAAGCGAUUGUACUCGGACAGAGAGCAGAGCAGCUCUCCACCUGGCAAGCAAGCGCGCAGAGACGAUUCCCAAAGAGGUCAGUCAAAGCAACUGUUGUUUUGGUGGUCUCGGAGCCAUCGAGAGGGAGCUCAACGCUUCCGCUUUCUGUUUUCCUUCCCAAAAGUUCUGCUGUACGUGAGGAGAGCCGCCGAGGAGGUUUUCGACGCGCUCAUGCUCAGCACGCCAACGGUGUCGGGCCUACGAGAAGCUAUUUCAGAUAAGUACGGCAUGCAAGAAGACACCAUUGGGAAAAUUUACAAGAAAUGCAAACGAGGAAUUUAUGUCAACAUGGACGACAUCAUUAUCGAACACUAUACCAACCAGUCCGCUUUCCUCAUCGAGAUGUCGGAGGUGGUCAGCGGUCAGUUCCAGGUCACUCUCAUUGAAGUAUGAUGACGCCAUCACGGCGACAUCCCUCAAGCACUUCGCCAUCCGCGAGGAGAAGAACAAAAUAAGCCAGCCAGCUGCGGACUGACCAAAACAAUGAGACACCUGAGCUGACCUUUGAAUUUCAGACGUAAAUAUCUCCAAUUUUGUAAAUAACGCCAUAUCCCAGCCCCCCACCCCCCGCCUCCUUGUUCUUAUUUGUCAAAGCAAUUAUGAUGUUCUACUUGUACAUAUUCGUUUGUAAAUAUGUUUUAUGAUGACAGUGUUUUAUAAAGUACCAUUUUUACAAUUCAAUGUAUUUCAGAUGAACGUGGCGCUCCGUAGCAUGAUUUGCAGUGCGCGCCGGCAAUUUAGCAUGAGCAGAUUGCCAUCGUCGUUCUUUUUUUUUUUUUAAACGUACCCGUCACCAAGGGUGUGUUGUUAUUUUUCUUUUGAGUACAUCACGCAAAAAAAAAAAAAAAAAAAACGAAAAGCCUGCCGAUAGCGUUUCUCAACUGCUACUUCCUCGAAAGGUUUCCCGGCAGUUUCACCACGAAUGAAUUCACAAGCAAACGUCACACAUUUCCCUCCGUCAAACCACACGCAGAGUUAGUAUUGGUCAUCAUUUAGCCCCAAAACUGUGGACAUUUCCUGUUUGUUUGGUGGAGACUGUAGGUCCGUCUUUGGACUUUCAUAGUAUGGAUGUCAUGUUUGUGUUUGUGUUUGUGAACGUGUGUGUGUGUGUGUGUGUGUAUGUGUGCGUGUCAGUGAGUGUGUGUGAGUUUUUUUUGUGCCUUCUCGUAUGUUAUCAUUUCAAAGCAAACAUGUAUCCCUGUAAUAUUUCAUUAUAUAAGCCAAAGGCAAAUGGUUGCAUUAGUCAUAUUUUGCCAAUUGUUUUGUACGAAAAUAAACAAGUGUAUGAGA
Hippocampus comes (tiger tail seahorse) is the source of this 2916-nucleotide messenger RNA. RefSeq names its product grainyhead-like transcription factor 3 (gene grhl3). Gene Ontology annotation, molecular function: DNA-binding transcription activator activity, RNA polymerase II-specific; RNA polymerase II cis-regulatory region sequence-specific DNA binding. Gene Ontology annotation, cellular component: nucleus. Bases 16 to 2019 code for a protein of 667 amino acids. The transcript is spliced from 13 exons. NCBI's taxonomy places the organism in Eukaryota, Metazoa, Chordata, Actinopteri, Syngnathiformes, Syngnathidae. The record is from RefSeq and is a predicted model, not a curated record. Gene Ontology annotation, biological process: regulation of transcription by RNA polymerase II.